Messenger RNA from Zingiber officinale, 1635 nucleotides. Its product is annotated as tubulin beta chain-like. The transcript has 3 exons. Gene Ontology annotation, biological process: mitotic cell cycle; microtubule cytoskeleton organization. The record is from RefSeq and is a predicted model, not a curated record. Gene Ontology annotation, cellular component: cytoplasm; microtubule. Bases 68 to 1411 code for a protein of 447 amino acids. Gene Ontology annotation, molecular function: structural constituent of cytoskeleton; GTP binding; GTPase activity. NCBI's taxonomy places the organism in Eukaryota, Viridiplantae, Streptophyta, Magnoliopsida, Zingiberales, Zingiberaceae.
GUCCUCUCAGCCGCUGCUCUUUCUUCUCUCUCUCUCCCCUUCGUCUUCGUGAGUCGCCGAGAUCAAUAUGAGGGAGAUCUUGCACGUCCAGGGCGGGCAAUGCGGGAACCAGAUCGGCGCCAAGUUCUGGGAGGUGGUGUGCGCGGAGCACGGGAUCGACGCCACCGGGCGCUACGGCGGCGACUCCGACCUGCAGUUGGAGAGGGUGGAUGUGUACUACAACGAGGCCAGCGGUGGCCGGUAUGUGCCGCGCGCGGUGCUCAUGGAUCUGGAGCCCGGCACCAUGGACAGCAUUCGGUCGGGGCCAUACGGCCAGAUCUUCCGCCCCGACAACUUCGUCUUCGGCCAGUCCGGCGCCGGGAACAACUGGGCCAAAGGGCACUACACGGAGGGAGCCGAGCUCAUCGAUGCCGUGCUUGACGUUGUCAGAAAGGAGGCCGAGAAUUGCGAUUGCCUUCAAGGAUUCCAAGUUUGCCAUUCACUUGGAGGUGGAACGGGAUCUGGAAUGGGGACACUCCUGAUCUCUAAGAUAAGAGAGGAGUACCCUGAUCGCAUGAUGAUGACGUUCUCUGUCUUUCCAUCACCUAAAGUAUCUGAUACAGUUGUUGAACCCUACAAUGCUACUCUCUCUGUUCAUCAGCUUGUUGAAAAUGCCGAUGAAUGCAUGGUGUUGGAUAAUGAAGCUCUGUAUGACAUUUGUUUCCGUACUCUCAAGCUAGCAACUCCAAGUUUUGGUGAUCUGAAUCAUCUGAUAUCGGCUACUAUGAGUGGGGUUACUUGCUGUCUCCGAUUUCCUGGGCAGCUCAACUCAGACCUCCGAAAGCUUGCCGUUAAUCUCAUCCCUUUUCCUCGUCUUCACUUCUUCAUGGUUGGAUUUGCGCCCCUCACUUCUCAUGGAUCCCAGCAGUAUCGAGCCCUUACAGUUCCUGAGCUCACUCAACAAAUGUGGGACUCCAAGAACAUGAUGUGUGCAGCUGAUCCUCGCCAUGGACGUUAUCUGACUGCGUCAGCUAUGUUCCGUGGCAAAAUGAGUACCAAAGAGGUGGAUGAGCAGAUGCUGAACGUGCAGAACAAGAAUUCAUCUUACUUUGUAGAAUGGAUCCCUAACAAUGUGAAGUCAACUGUCUGUGACAUACCUCCAACUGGACUAAAGAUGUCAUCAACCUUUAUUGGAAAUUCAACUUCGAUCCAGGAGAUGUUUCGUCGUGUCAGUGAGCAAUUCACUGCCAUGUUCAGAAGGAAGGCCUUCUUGCAUUGGUACACUGGAGAGGGAAUGGAUGAGAUGGAAUUCACUGAGGCAGAAAGUAACAUGAAUGAUCUGGUAGCUGAAUAUCAACAGUACCAGGAUGCAACAGCUGAUGAUGUUGAAUAUGAAGACGAGGAGGAAGCUGAAUAUCAAGAGGAGGCUUGAUACUCACCUAUUAUAAUCCAUUCCAAUCUUUUUUAUUCUGUUCGAUAAAGCUUAGACCAUAUCAACUAUGUUUGUUUUUGUUUUGUGGCAUGAAUUAUUAACUACGAUCUAAAUGUCCUUGUUGAUGGUUUGGACCAUUGAAUUCAUGCAUUGAUUGUAUUUAUGAUUCUUAUUGUGUUAUGCAUGAUAACUAUUUUCAAAAUAUAUAUUCUAAAGUUUGCACA